AUGUCGGAACUAGAGCAUGAGAAUGAGAACCCUAUCCCCAUACCCAUUCCUCAUCGCGCAACCUCCAUCCUCGUCAUCGGCGCCGGCGAACUCGGCACGGCGAUCCUAGCCGCGCUGACCUCGCACCCACAGUACGACCCAUCGAGGACCAAAGUUGCACUGGCCCUGCGCCCAACCACCCUCGGCAACCCGACGCCCGAGAAGCGCGCACAGCAAGACCGGUUUCGCAGCCAGGCCAUCGACCUCGUGGCGGCGGAUCUGGAAGCCUGGUCCGAAGAUGAACUGGUCACCAUGCUCCGCGCCGGUGGGUACACGACGGUUCUGCAUGCGGGUGGCUUUGGCGCCGCGUCGGGCACAAUGACCAAGUUGACCCGGGCGGUGUUAAGGGCUGCAGCAUCCGCAUCCGCCCACAACUCAGAAACGGAGAUGGCAAGCGCGAAGGGGAACGAGCAUAGGAACGAGGGUGAGAAUGGCAAUGGUAACGUCGAGUUCUACGUGCCCUGGCAGUUCGGGGCGGAUUAUGAUACCAUCACCCGCGCCGGCGGCCAAGGCAUGUUCAGCGAGCAGCUGGACGUGCGGGAUUUGCUACGGUCCCAAGGGAAGGUCGACUGGGUCAUUGUCAGUUGUGGCAUCUUUAUGAGUUUCUUGUUUGAGGAGUUUUGGGGCGUUGUGCAGCGACGUAGGGAGGGGGUGUCACACCGAAAGGCUGAUGUAGCAGUUGAGCCACAACAGGGAGAUCAGCCAGCCAAAGAACAAGUCCUGAUUCUGAGUCCAGGCGAGACGGCACAAACGGCACAGACAGAUACAGAGGGAGGUGGUGCUGGUGCCGGUGCUGGUGCUGGUGCUCGCAAAAACAGCGACAGCACCCAACCCAGCAUCCAAAUCACAGCCCUCAACUCCUGGGACGACUGGAUCACCACCACCACAGCGACCGACAUCGCAAAAUGCACCGCCUCCAUCCUCUACAGCCCCGAUCCUCAUCCUCAUACGCCCAUCAACCAACCCGUCUACAUCGCCGGCGACACGCUGACGUACGGCGAAUUCGCGGACACGAUUGCCCGGGCUACAGGCCGAUCGGUGACCCGCAGAGUAUGGCCACUCGAGUACCUGCGCGAAGAGAGCCGAGAGGACCCCGAAGAUCAGCUGAAGCGGUAUCGAGUCGUCUUCGCUGAGGGCAGAGGUGUGAGUUGGCCCAAGGAAGAGACGUGGAGCGCGGAAGCUGGGAUCGAGAUGGAAACGGUGGAGGAGUGGGCAAGGAAGAAUCUCACGUGA
This is a messenger RNA of Capronia epimyces CBS 606.96, 1272 nucleotides long. RefSeq lists its product as uncharacterized. The transcript has a single exon. NCBI's taxonomy places the organism in Eukaryota, Fungi, Ascomycota, Eurotiomycetes, Chaetothyriales, Herpotrichiellaceae. The coding region runs from base 1 to 1272 and encodes 423 amino acids. The record is from RefSeq and is a predicted model, not a curated record.